UCGCUACCAUCCGCGUCUAGAACGGAAAGGGGUGAAAACCAGCAGAGAGAGAGAGAGAGAGGGAGAGAUGGGAGACGGACACAGCACGACGUACAAAGGAGUGACGCUUCACCACCCCAAGAGGUGGCAUUCUCUCACAGGAAAAGGCAUGUGCGCCAUCAUGUGGUUUUGGGUUUUUUACAGGGCUAAACAAGAUGGACCUGUGGUGUUGGGCUGGCGACAUCCUUGGGAGGGCCAUGAAGAACACUCUCAUGGGCAUGGGCAUGAACAUGAACAUGAGGCUUCCCAUUGAAGAACCAAAAGGUGAGUGUUGCAAUUCUGUUAGUUGGUGCUUGUUUUUCAAUUGCACACCCGACAAGGUUUGUCAUGAAUAAAGUUGUUUUCGAACAUGGGUCUGUUAUUUGCUUUUGUUUGCACUUGUUUAAUCAAGUUACAUACAUGUGGUCUUGCUCUCACAUAAACAUCGAUCUCCAAGUGUUUGUUUUA
Molecule: messenger RNA, 486 nt
Organism: Magnolia sinica
Lineage: Eukaryota; Viridiplantae; Streptophyta; Magnoliopsida; Magnoliales; Magnoliaceae
Product: NADH dehydrogenase [ubiquinone] 1 beta subcomplex subunit 2
Exons: 4
Coding region: 68-292 (74 amino acids)
Cellular component (GO): mitochondrial inner membrane
Source: RefSeq, a predicted model, not a curated record